This is a messenger RNA of Opisthorchis viverrini, 414 nucleotides long. RefSeq lists its product as hypothetical. The annotation marks the transcript as partial. The transcript has a single exon. NCBI's taxonomy places the organism in Eukaryota, Metazoa, Platyhelminthes, Trematoda, Opisthorchiida, Opisthorchiidae. The record is from RefSeq and is a predicted model, not a curated record.
CGAACUGGCUCUACACAUUUGAAGCACUUAAAUAGAUCAGUAACGAAGCGAACCCCGACCAGUCGAAAGCCUUCUGAGCCUCGUUGCAGAGCUACGAGCUGUAAACUUGGCAGCACACUGACCAAUGGCAAAGAGUUCAGCACCAAACUGUCCGAGAUUUUGAUGGCCGGUUCUCCGCCUUUACAUGUUUACGAGCACCACAGUUAUCCCGGAAGUGACAAACGAAUGGCCUACGUGCUUUUGAUAUUGAAUAUUUACACCAUGCAUCUCAUUAUUUUUCAGUCACCCGCAGAAUUAUUUGGGUUGGCCCCGGGACAAAACCCAGACCAAGGUAGUAGGCGAUUCUUCUCGCGAAUAACUUUUAAAAUAGUAACCAACGAGUGUUCCUUCAGUACGGAUUUCUCGUUUGGGUGA